AGGUGAUGAUCUUGCCGAUUCUUGACUUCACUUACAGAUAAGACAGGAAAAAAGUAGCGCCAAGUAUCUGUACUGCAAUUCAACACACAUAUCACUGUUGACAUGGAGGAGAAAACAUUGAAAUGCCUGGAGUGUGGAAAGAGUUUUACUCGGAGGCAUCAUCUGCAUCAAAAUGGGGAGGAGCCCUAUAAGUGUCUGCAAUGUGGACAGAGCUUCACUCAUAGUUCAAGUCUACGUUCACGUCAAAUGACUCAAACUGGGGAGAAACCCUAUGCAUGCUUGGAGUGUGGAAAAAGCUUCAGUGAGAAUGGAAAGCUAUGUGUGCAUCAAAGGACUGACAAUAGAGAGAAACCCUAUAAAUGCCUGGAGUGUGGAAAGAGCUUCAGUGAGAAUGGAAGUCUACGUGUGCAUCAAAGGACUCACACGGGGGAGAAACCGUAUGCAUGCCUGGAGUGUGGAAAAAGCUUCAGUGAGAAUGGAAGUCUACGUUCGCAUCAAAGGACUCACACUGGAGAGAAACCCUAUGCAUGCCUGGAGUGUGGAAAAAGCUUCAGUGAGAAUGGAAGUCUACGUKYGCAUCAAAGGACUCACACUGGAGAGAAACCCUAUGYAUGCCUGGAGUGUGGAAAAAGCUUCAGUGAGAAUGGAAGUCUACGUGUGCAUCAAAGGACUCACACUGGAGAGAAACCCUAUGCAUGCCUGGAGUGUGGAAAAAGCUUCAGCGAGAAUGGAAGUCUACGUUCGCAUCAAAGGACUCACACUGGGGAGAAACCCUAUACAUGCCUGGAAUGUGGACAGAGCUUCAGUAAGAAUGGAAAUCUGCGUUCGCAUCGAAGGACUCACACUGGGGAGAAACCCUAUAUAUGCCUGGAAUGUGGACAGAGCUUCAGUCAGAGUGGACAUCUACGCACACAUCAAAGGACUCACACUGGGGAGAAACCCUAUGCAUGCCUGGAGUGUGGACAGAGUUUCAGUGAGAAUGGAAGUCUACGUGUGCAUCAAAGGACUCACACUGGGGAAAAACCCUAUACAUGCUUGGAGUGUGGAAAAAUCUUCACUAAGAAUGGAGAUCUACGUUCGCAUCGAAGGACUCACACUGGGGAGAAACCCUAUAAAUGCCUGGAGUGUGGGCACAGCUUCAGUCAGAGUGGACAUCUACGCACACAUCAAAGGACUCACACUGGGGAGAAACCUUAUGCAUGCCUGGAGUGUGGAAAGAGCUUCAGUGAGAAUGGAAAGCUACGUGUGCAUCAAAGGAUUCACACUGGGGAGAAACCCUAUGCAUGCCCGGAGUGUGGAAUGAGCUUCACUCAUAAUUCAGGUCUACGUGUGCAUCAAAGGAAACACACUGGGGAGAAACCCUAUAAAUGCCCGGAGUGUGGAAAGAGCUUCACUCAUAAUUCAGGUCUACGUGUGCAUAAAAGGAAACACACUGGGGAGAAACCCUAUAAAUGCCUGGAAUGUGGACAGAGCUUCACUCAGAGUGGAAGUCUUCAUUUGCAUCAAAGGACUCACACUGGGGAGAAACCCUAUAAGUGCCUUGAGUGUGGAGAGAGCUUCCCUCAGAGUUCAAGUCUACAUGCACAUCAAAAGAUUCACAUUGGCGAGAAAGCUUGUACAUGCCUGGAGUGAGGAAAGGGUUUCGCUGAAAGUGGACUUCUACAUUCACAUCAAAUUACUCACACUGGGGAACAACCCUAUAAAUGUCUGGAGUGUGGACAAAGCUUCACUCGUAAUUCAAGUCUAUGUUCGCAUCAAAGGAUCCCCGCUAGGGAGAAACUCUAGAAAUGCAUGGUGUGUGGAAAGAGGUUCACUCAUAAUUCAACUCUACGUUUGUAUCGAAGGACUCACAACUGGGAGAAAUGCUAUAAAUGCCUGGUGUGUGGACAGUGCUUUACUCGUAUGUUUUCAUCAAAGGACUCUUACUGGGGAGAAACCCUAUGCAUGCCUGGAGAGUGGACAGAGCUUCACUCACGGUGGAAAUCUAUGUUCACAUCAAAGGACUCCAUUGGGGAGAAACCCUAUGCGCUAUGCAUGCUUGGAGUGUGGACAGAGCUUCACUCAUAAUUCAUGUGUACUUGUGCAUCAAAGGACUCAUACUGGGGAGAAAUCCUAUAAAUGCCUGGAGUGUGGACAGAGCAUCACUGAUAAUUCAAGCUGAAACCAACCCCUUAUAUGGU
This is a messenger RNA of Anolis sagrei ordinatus, 2180 nucleotides long. NCBI's taxonomy places the organism in Eukaryota, Metazoa, Chordata, Lepidosauria, Squamata, Anolidae. The record is from RefSeq and is a predicted model, not a curated record.